Molecule: messenger RNA, 2748 nt
Organism: Actinia tenebrosa (Australian red waratah sea anemone)
Lineage: Eukaryota; Metazoa; Cnidaria; Anthozoa; Actiniaria; Actiniidae
Product: afadin- and alpha-actinin-binding protein
Biological process (GO): intraciliary transport involved in cilium assembly
Cellular component (GO): centriolar satellite; ciliary basal body
Source: RefSeq, a predicted model, not a curated record
CGCACGGAAUAAACGUCUCCAAGAACUACAGAAAAAUAACYCCCUCAAUAAUUCAACGAUUGCUUGUGGUCUGGUGGUAAUAUCGAAGUUUUAAGACUCUGAUUUCAAAGUCCAGUAUCCAAUUGAGUGAUAUAAUCAUAAUUACCCCGAUCGUAUAAUACCUUGGUGAAGAAAAGGCACAGUGUUUUCAUCGAUGGUUAAGCGAAUUUUUCUCUUUCGUCCCUCGCUUAUCCGAACAUGAAUUUCGAUGAACAUGGAAACACAGACUUUCUAACUCGUUAUACAUCGCAUUCUUCGCGGCAUUCAAGCCCAGAUAAAAGCUCAGAUCAAGAUGGACUGCAGUUUGGUUCACCGUUGUUCGCGAUGCUUAACAACAGCUCGGAGAAGCAGUUUUGCAGACGAGAUAAUGUCGACCAAUGUCUUGCAUAUUUGAAUCAAGAAUUCUGCAUCCUUGGUUUCAAUCCACUCUUUACUCCCUCUCGAAAUGGUAAAGAGCUUUCUGACACAUUUGACAUUGUCAGGCUCAUAAAUUGUACUUAUGAACUGUUACAGCUUCAACAACAGAACUCCAAAGUCAGAACAUCAUUGGAAGAGAGAAAUCUCAGAUCAGAAUGUGAUAAUGAAUUUCUGAUACAAAAUCAAAAUAGAUUAAAGGCACAAGUUGAAAGCCUUGAAAGAGAGGUGGCCAUGUCCAAUGAAAGAGAAAGACAACUGAAAAGUAAGAUUACAAAGACAAAAGAACAACUGAAAAAUGAAAAAGAUGAGGUCAAAAGGCUUAAGUCGAAUUUUCAGCAGUUUCAUAACCAGAUAAGCCAUGAAAAUAAGAAAAAAGAAAAAGAAGUUGUGCGACUAAAAGAAAGAGUGCAUCAGAUGCUCACUGAUAAAAGCCAAGAAAAGAGAAUAGGAAUGGAGAUUCUUAAUUCUAUCCAAAGAGCUGAUGGAAAAAGAGCAAUGUGGAACACGGGAAAUAGAAGCGAAGAAGAAAUGUAUAGAUUACUAGUAACAAAUUAUGAAGCAAGACAAAAGGAAUUAAUUAAAGAGAACAAUGAUCUGCGGGAUUCCCUGCUGGACAUGCAAGCAGAACUCAUUGGUGCAUUAAACCAGAAGUCCACUGGAUACGACAGUGAUUCUGAGGGCUGUACAAGUGAUGAUGAAUGUUCUGGUCUGUCUGUCCGAAGUCUUCCUGCAGGACACUUCAAUAUGCCAUAUGAACUGGUCAGAGAAGGAAUCGAAAAGAGUUUGAGAGAAAAAUGGAGGGUGUUAAAGUCCCGACUUGAGCAAGCAAACAAAGGAUCUUCUUCAAGUUCACCACAAGACAAUGAAGAAAAAGCUGCAWUGACCGAAGAAGUAGAAAAGUUGAAAAAACAACUGGAUAAUUAUCRACACAUUGUUGAACAACAAGAAGCUCUGAUAGAGUCRUUUCAGGUCAAAGAAAGUGAAGGAAAUGCUCAAGCUGAUUCUUCGUUCCUCAGUGAUUCUAGAAUGUGUGAAGAAUGGGAGCGACUGAAACAAGAAAAAGUGAUGUUCAAUGAACAGAAAAGAACAUUUGAAGAUGAACGAAGAAAUUUCACAGAAUCUGCCGCCAAGUUAGSAUACGAGAGAAAGAAAUUCGAAGACGAAAGGUCAAACUUCAUCAAGCAACAGCUAUUGAUUACGCCUCAAAGAAAACUUCCUUCGGUUUAUAAAAAGCUACGAUCUCCUGAUGGCCAAAACAGUCCACCAAGACUACAGUACAGCACUCCAAUGUUUUCWCCCGCACCGAGAGAAAACCGAGAAAAAAAGUCGAUUCAUGUACCGAGGGAGGGUCCCGUAGAAACCCCAAGUACGCAAGAUCUAUACUUGGCCUUGUCUCUGCAGGCAGACGACAAUGAGGACAGCAACAACGAGACGCCAAAACAUCCAUCUAAAGCCAAUACCAGCCCACCACCAAGCAGAUGCUCAUCAGAUUCGAUUGAUGGAACCAACGCAUCAAAAUCUAGAUCAAGAAGAAUCAACGAGCAUGCGCAGCUCGUGAAAAGAGCUCUCCAGCUCAGACAAGGGAGUCCAACUUGUGAUGGAUAAUGGAUCUCCUUUUCCCCUUACAUUUCAUUCCCUAGAGUAUCAUCUCUUUAUUUAACAGUUGCGCACGAGAAGGCAUAAAUAUGGAUACAAUACAAACAAAAAUAAUAUUCUCAAGAAAAUGAUAUGUGGUCUGAAAUGGGAAAACAUUAGACCUAAGGAGGUCUAUUCACUAAAGAGACAUUGUGUCAUGAUAGUUGUUUAGYCUGCUGCUGUAUCGUGAGCCUGUGUGCUCAAUAAUAUCCCUAGAAUGUGAAUGAAGAAAAAAAUAUUCGUUGAUGGUUAGAUGGUCAAAUAUUUUAUAUAGAUGCAUGAACUAAAAUAAUAUUUUCUUGUAGCGUACGUAUUAUUCAUUUAGAGCAAUUUAUUUUCACCUUAACCUAAAGCAUAUGCAGCUCGAACAAUUUUUUUAUGAAAAGGGAAAGUAAUGAAAGAAACUAAAUCUACUGGACCAAAAAAUAGUCGCUAAAGUUUUUGUUGGCCGGGUUUGGUUUUGUUGCUGUUGAGAACACAGGAAGCCCAGUGUGAGAAACGAGAGAGAAAAGAGCUAAUUGAUAAACAUUUUCUUGUGAUUGAAUCGAAAUAAACCAAAUUAAUCUACAAUAUUGCUUUGUAUUUUACAUGCUAAGUUUAUUUUGUAAAUACAACUUKUCCCUAACUGGUUCUAAAUAAAACUGGUGUAUUUCCUAA